AUGCUCUCACAUAAAAGACUCGCCCUUCUGGCCUUAUCCAUCUUCAGCUCCUCGGCCGCAGCUACUAACUCUACAAUUGGACCUCGGGUCACAGUGAAGAAUGGUACAUAUGCUGGUGUUUAUAGCUCCCAGUAUGACCAAGAUUUCUUUCUUGGCAUGCCAUAUGCCCAAACAGCAGAACGGUUUACGGUAGCGAAGAGCCUUAACCAGAGCUGGGAUGAUGUUCGCUCUGCCACCCAGUACUCACCCAACUGCCUCAGUUAUGUAAUCGAAGAACAAGGCCAUAAGCUCUCCGAGGAUUGUCUGUACGUGAAUGUUGUUCGGCCAUCUGGAGUCAACGACACUGCAGAUCUGCCCGUGGCAUUCUGGAUCCACGGUGGAGGUUUCACAACGGGUGGCUCGGCCUACGCCAGAUACAACCUCUCCUUCAUCGUGGAACAGAGUGUCAAGAUUGGCACUCCCAUUGUCGCUGUAAGCUUCAACUAUAGACUCAGUGCCUAUGGCUUUCUUUCCGGUGGAGAGGCCACUCAAGCUGGGAUCAGCAACAAUGGCUACCGUGAUCAGCGUCUCGCCCUGCAAUGGGUCAACGAGAACAUUGCAGCCUUCGGUGGCUCGCCAGAUAAAGUUACAAUCUGGGGUGAGAGUGCGGGUGCUAUGAGUGUCACUGCGCAUAUGUUUGCCUAUAAUGGUCGUGAUGACAAACUCUUCCGCGCGGCUGCCGGCCAAUCUGGCUUCGGAGCAACUGUCACCAGCUUUACAAAGGGACUCACUUCCUCCGAGAACGCCGAUAUUAUUUACAACAGUCUAGUGGCAAACACCACCUGUGCCCCAUUGCUCGGCCAGUCUGGAAGCUUGGACUGUCUCAAGAAGCUGCCAAGAGAGGAGAUGGAUUAUGCUCUCAACGUCACCAAAGUCAGCGGUUUCGCUCCCAUCAUUGAUGGUGAUUUCUUCCAAGACUUCUCCACCAAUCAGCUGGAAGAUGGAAGAUUUGUGAAGGUUCCUAUCCUGGUCGGGGCCAACACGGAUGAGGGCUCCGAUAUGAACAAGGGCAUUCUGCCGGGCAGUAGACUCGUGAAUACUGAUACUGAUAUGAGAGAGGCGCUCACCUCUGUUGUCUUGGGACAGAAGACGAACAAGACUGUGGAUGAAGUAGUUGAUGAGAUUAUGUAUGUCUACCCCAACAUUCAGGCUGUUGGGAUACCUUCACUUGAGAAGUGGCCACAUGUUAUCGAGAAGAAUGACUCCUACGCCCAGGAGCUGGGCGCGCAGUACCGACGGACCACAGCAUUCUGGGGAGAUCUCAGGAUGCAAUGGGCAAGAAGAAGAGCAAACAUCGCAUGGCAUAAGCACGGUAUUCCAAGCUGGGCGUAUCGUUUUGACGUUGUCCCCAACGGUAUCAAGCCCUACGUCGGUGCUUCCCACUUCAAGGAGGUUGCAUUUGUCUUCCACAACCUGAACUCAGACGGCAUGCCCACUCCCCCAUUCGGUGGUGAAGAGCCAUAUGUAAGCAAGGCCAAGGCCGUGUCCGAUCAAAUGGCGACGGCAUGGAUCAACUUCUUCGUUAGUCUUGAUCCAAACGGCCCAAGUGCGCUCAGCAUUACCAAUAGUCAGACCUGGCCACAAUAUGACCCAUCGAUUGGAGGAGGUGUUGGUCAAGAGAUCGUUUGGGACCUGAAUGGAAAUUACAUAGAAUUUGAUGACUUCCGUGCUGAGGGAAUCAAUUGGAUGAUUGAGAACGCCGCUGGAGCUCUUGGAUAUUAG
Messenger RNA from Clonostachys rhizophaga, 1761 nucleotides. NCBI's taxonomy places the organism in Eukaryota, Fungi, Ascomycota, Sordariomycetes, Hypocreales, Bionectriaceae. The record is from the annotation of a GenBank genome assembly.